This is a messenger RNA of Esox lucius (northern pike), 498 nucleotides long. RefSeq names its product docking protein 5. Gene Ontology annotation, biological process: positive regulation of MAPK cascade; cell surface receptor protein tyrosine kinase signaling pathway. The record is from RefSeq and is a predicted model, not a curated record. Lineage: Eukaryota; Metazoa; Chordata; Actinopteri; Esociformes; Esocidae. The transcript is spliced from 4 exons. The coding region runs from base 1 to 498 and encodes 165 amino acids. Gene Ontology annotation, cellular component: cytoplasm.
AUGAGGGUUCAAGAAAUUGAUUUGUGUUUUAACGACAUUGUCAAACAGGGAUAUGUUUAUUUUCACAGCAAGCAUUUAUGGAUCUAUCGGAGGUUCUGGCUCAUUCUCAGAACAGCCUCUACUAAAGGACCCAGGCGACUGGAACAGUUCUCAAAGGAACAAGCAGCUAACUGUCAAUGUAAGCACAAAGAGAAAGGACUCACAGAAUUAAGAACUGUUAGCAGACCCCUGCAGGAGAAGAAGAAAAACACGAUCAUUCUGACUUCCAAGGAUGACUCACAAAAGGAUUUUGCAUGUGAUUCAGAGCAGUUUCACGUAUUUCUAAAGCCAUCAACUUCUAUGGAGUUCUACAGAGAAUGUAUCCUUCAGUUCUCAUGUGAUGCGCUCUGGCUGUGGGACUCCCGGAAUCCUUGUCGGAAAAUCACAUCAUGGCCCCUGAAGGCUUUGCGCCGUUACGGUCGGAGUCAAACCUGGUUCACCUUCGAAGCUGGCAGGUGA